This is a messenger RNA of Dracunculus medinensis (Guinea worm), 1203 nucleotides long. NCBI's taxonomy places the organism in Eukaryota, Metazoa, Nematoda, Chromadorea, Rhabditida, Dracunculidae. The record is from the annotation of a GenBank genome assembly.
AUGGAUGAUAGCGGUCGCGAUCAGGUUAUUGUCUCGAUAAACGAUUAUCGCUCAAAUGUCGCUAAAAGCCUAGGAAAAAAUAUCUAUAAAGUCGAAUACGACUGCGAACUAGAAGAAAAUGCGGCCUAUUCUUCACAUAAUUGUCAUUUUACUGAAGGCCCAUUUUAUAAUUUAAAUGGGAAAGCAAGUCAAACGACGGCUGCUGUGAAACCGAAAGUGGCUAGAAGAUACCAAACUUCUGGUAAGGAACCUGCGAUAAUCAUGAAGGAAGCCACUGCAUUAUGGUGGGCUGAAGCAACGCCGUCGAAAAGCAAUAUUUUCUCAGUUGCUGAUAAAGCUACAAAAUCGAAUUUCACCCAGAUGAUUUGGGGAAAAUCUACGAAAGUUGGAUGUUCUAUCAAACAAACUUGUAACGAAGACAAUAGAUUACAUUCUCCGUUUUAUGUUGAUUACGUUGUUUGCCUCUUCAAAGAAGGUGGAAAUAAAGUCGGUGAACCAAUCUAUGACAUUGGCAAUGGAUGCAACAGUGACAACGAUUGUACUGCAUUUAGCAAUUCGCGCUGUGAUAGAAGCACAAGUCUUUGCGAACUGCAAAAGAGUGAAAUGGAAAAACUUUUCGAUCCAUACUCAGUCCCACAGUGUUCUAAUAAAAAAAUUAGCGAAGGUGAUCGUCGGAGAUUUCGUAAAAUUCACAAUGAUUAUCGAGAAGUGUUAGCGAACGCUGGUGGACUAGGAAAUUCUGCGACGGAUUUUUAUCAGCUAAAUUAUGAUUGCGAUUUGGAGAAUAGUGCUCAACAGGUAGCUAAUCAAUGUGAAGCAGGAACUAUUCCAAAAGAUAGGGGACAGAAUAGCGAACUCACUUCUGCGCAAUCUAAUGCUGACGCAAUAAAAGCUGCACUAUCGAAGUGGUGGAACGAAGGUCACAAUGUGCCGACCAGUUUAGCUCAGCGAAACGUUUAUUCCCACGAAUGGGGCGCCUACAGUAGAUAUACUCAGAUGGCCUGGGGAAAGACGACCAAAGUGGGAUGCGGUAUCAACGACUGCGGACAACAAAAACUUGUUGUGUGCCACUAUAAGGAACGCGGCAACAAGAUUGGCGAGGACGUUUACGAGACUGGUCUUGGUUGUUCAUCGGAUUCAGAGUGCACGCAGAUCCCCAAUUCAAAGUGCAACACAGAUAGAAAAUUGUGCGUUGCAGCGUAA